AUGGCGUGCGGCGGCGGAAGCGGUUUGCCAGAAGUCCAAAGCUCUGGAUUGGGCCCGCUGGACCCUCAGAGCCUGUCCGGUGUGCCGUCUGUGGCCUACAUGUCUACUAACGAUGAAGAACGAGAGCUGGGCACAGUUCCUCUUGCUGAGCAGGAGGAAAUAACAUACUACUCUACGGGUAUGGCUGACUUGGAACUGAGCCCUUGUGUGGAUACUUCGGCUCUCAGUCUGUUGUCUCGUACGCACCAGUGCCGACGCGCUGAUCGCGAACGAACGAUGACUUACAAGUUUAUUCUUCAGGAAGAACAGGAAGAGUUCCAGAAGUAUUCUACAUAUGUGGGAGACCGACUCAUGCUACACACAGCAGAGUGUACGGAACCACUCCCCAAGGGGAAGUCAGUCAUUGACGAAAUCAAAGAUGACAUAGCCGAAGUUUUCUCGAGUUUGCAGACCAUCGAGGACAUCGUGGUGGACGAGGAAGAAAACACGAAACAACUAGCACAAGAACACGGCGAACUCGAUUUUGAAGUAUGCUCGCCGGACCAAAUGAUCUCUGCUUCUUGCAAGACAUCCGAAAACAGGAACGUACACAAUACAAAUGAGGUUGAAAAUGGAGCUGAAGAAGCGAAACAUGUCAUGGAUGUAGCACGCCAUGGAGGCCUCGACGAAGCAGUUUCAGAAAAUAAAAGCGAGCAAAAGAAGCAGUUAAUCACUCUGCUUACCGAAGGCAACGGGAAGGAGCUUGCCCCCGCGUCGCAGCUUUCCGCUAGCGCCCAUGCUGCCUUCGCUGCUUCGUAUCAGAAGCAACUUGCGGUUUCACAUUUUCCAGGAACCCACAUACCAUGGGGAACUAACGAAAACCGUCGUGGGCGUUCUCGACAUCGCCGGUUGAACCCGUUGAGCCAGAAGUGGACAGAUAACUGUCGCCACGGUGACCCGACAUUUGUAUAUUCAGCAGACGAAAGCAGUCCUUCUAGGCCUUCUGACGUCACCGACUCCCUUGAAAAAGAAGCUAAACCCAUACAGUUUCUCCGCUGCAACUCUUCACCCCACGGGAGUGGGGCCGAGAGCAGCUCGUUGGAUAUACUCGGCAGUGCGUAUGACACGACAGAUAUAUGA
Messenger RNA from Eimeria maxima, 1119 nucleotides. RefSeq lists its product as hypothetical. Bases 1 to 1119 code for a protein of 372 amino acids. The record is from RefSeq and is a predicted model, not a curated record. NCBI's taxonomy places the organism in Eukaryota, Apicomplexa, Conoidasida, Eucoccidiorida, Eimeriidae. The transcript has a single exon.